AAAUAAAGUUCAAAAGACUACUCCACUCACUAUCCCUACCUUAAUAUAUGCUCAUUCCUCAAGUCUCAUUAUUUCUCAACAAUAACUAUGGCAACUUUUCACUCAUUUCUUCCAUUCUUCCUAAUUCUUCUUAACACAUAUUUAGCAACCUCACUAAACCCAACCUUUCCAAUUAAGGAAGCCACCAUUAAAGAUCUCCAAACAGCCUUCCAUGAAAGCAAGCUAACAUCAAAGCAACUAGUCAAAUACUACCUUAAUCAAAUUCAAAGACUAAACCCACUUCUAAGAGCAGUAAUUGAAGUAAACCCAGAUGCUCUAAAACAAGCAGAAGAGUCCGAUAGGCGAAGAGCGAGAUCUAAAAAAUGUAGCAAAUUGAAUGGGAUACCGAUAUUGAUUAAGGAUAAUAUAGCAAGUAAAGAUGGAAUGAACACAACAGCAGGAUCAUUUGCAUUGUUAGGCUCAGUUGUUAAAAGAGAUGCUGGUGUUGUUAAAAGGUUGAGGAAAGCUGGGGCUGUUAUACUUGGUAAGGCUAGUUUAAGUGAAUGGGCUAAUUUUAGAUCUAGUAAUGCUCCUAGUGGAUGGUGUGCUAGAGGGGGACAAGGCCAAAAUCCGUACAACUUAUCAGCAAGUCCUUGUGGGUCCAGUAGUGGAUCGGCCAUAGCAGUAGCAGCAAACAUGGUAACAGUGACUCUAGGGACCGAGACAGAUGGCUCAAUCCUUUGUCCUUCCUCUGUCAAUUCCGUCGUCGGUAUCAAACCAACUCUCGGUCUUACUAGCCGUGCUGGAGUUAUACCCAUCACUCCUACUCAAGACACUGUUGGCCCAAUUUGUAGGACAGUGGCCGAUGCAACAUAUGUUCUAGAUACUAUUGCAGGUUAUGAUCCUUAUGAUUCCAAAGCAACAAUGGACGCACGAAAGUACAUCCCUCAAGGGGGCUAUGCUCAAUUCUUAAAGUUAGAUGGUCUUAAAGGGAAAAGGUUAGGCAUUCUAAGAAAACCCUUCUUUGAUGACAUGUUUCCUCAAGGGUCCUCUGCUUUUAAGCAUUAUUUCCGUGUUUUAAGGGCUAAAGGCGCAGUCUUGGUCGAUAAUUUGGAAUUACCCAACAUGGAUGAACUUAUGUCUUCCAAUGAUGAGAUGAUGGUGAUGCUAGCUGAAUUCAAAGUAUCACUAAAUUCUUACUUGAAGGAACUUAUUAGUUCUCCGGUGCGAUCAUUGGCCGACGUAAUAGCAUUUAACAACAAUCAGGCCCAAAAGGAAAUGAUCAAAGAAUAUGAUCAAGCAAUAUUUUUUUAUGCUGAAGCUACAAAAGGAAUUGGACUACAAGAGAAGAAAUCCUUAGCAACAUUAGCAAAAUUGUCAAGAGAUGGAUUUGAGAAAGUUAUGAUAGAGAACAAGUUAGAUGCAAUCAUAACACCUGGUUAUUCGUUUUCAAGUGUUCUGGCCAUUGGAGGAUUUCCAGGAAUAAGUGUACCUGCUGGAUAUGAUGAGUAUGGUGUGCCAUUUGGUGUUUGUUUUGGAGGCUUAAAGGGUAGUGAACCUAAACUUAUUGAAAUUGCUUAUGCUUUUGAGCAAGCUACGAAAAUUAGGAAGCCUCCUACAUUUUGAUUUUUUUAGCUUAAAAGUUAUGAUAGAUUAUGACAUUCAUGUACAACUUGUUCAAAUAUUUGUUUACAAGUUUAUUUUAGAUAAAUUUGUAAUUUUUAGGAUUGAUUUAAACAUAUAAAUAUGCCUAUUUCGAUUA
Molecule: messenger RNA, 1741 nt
Organism: Amaranthus tricolor (Joseph's coat)
Lineage: Eukaryota; Viridiplantae; Streptophyta; Magnoliopsida; Caryophyllales; Amaranthaceae
Product: probable amidase At4g34880
Exons: 5
Coding region: 88-1605 (505 amino acids)
Source: RefSeq, a predicted model, not a curated record